AUGCGAUUCCCCCGUCGAGACGGCACUGGCACCGCAGCCGGCCAUGAAGCCGCCAGUGACCCGACCCAACGAUACAUGAUCUCCAUCUUCGCUGCCCUUGCGUGGUGCAAUUCCAUUGAGCUGAUUGUGCUGUGCUUUACCACCUUCAAGCGAUACCGCGGAUGGUAUUUCUGGAGCCUGUUGUUCGCCUCCUGCAGUCUUAUCCCCCAUUGCCUGGGUUAUAUCUUCUAUAUUUUCCCACUAGGCAUAUCGACCUAUAUCUCCGUGACGCUGAUCAUUCUCAGCUGGUGUGUCAUGGUAACAGGCCAUUCGCUGGUCCUGUGGUCGCGACUGAGUCUUGUCCUGCAGGCACAUAGGGUUCUCUCCGCUAUCCUGAUAAUGAUCAUCAUUGAUGCCAUCAUAUUCCACAUCCCCACGACUGUUCUUAUGUACGGGUCGCUCUCGUCUCAGGUCUUUGCUUCUGGGUACAACGUCAUGGAACGUAUCCAGCUUGUCGGUUUCUGCAUCCAGGAAUGCAUCAUCUCCGGUACUUAUAUCUGGGAAACAGCCAAGACAAUGCGUCUACGUCCCGAUAGCCACCACCAUAAGAUCCUGGCCCAUUUGCUGGCGGCAAAUGUUGUCAUUCUCGUGCUUGAUGUAGCGGUCGUGGGCUUCGAAUAUGCCGGGUACUAUGCGCUGCAGGUCAUGUUCAAACCGCUGGCGUAUAGCAUUAAAUUUAAGCUCGAGUAUGCUAUUCUUGGACGUUUGAUUCAAAUCGCAAAGGGUUCGUGCUCCAACAAUAGUCCCUUGUCGUGUACCGCUCAGAACCAGUUAUCCGGUUCACAUCCGUCGCGUCAGCGAGGUUCGGGAAGUUACGAUGUGGGUGACAUUGAUCGCGAUGUUCGUGUCUACAUGUCCCCGGUGGUGUGCGGGGAGGUUUAUGAACGGUCGUCUGCUGCAGCCUAG
Aspergillus tanneri is the source of this 945-nucleotide messenger RNA. RefSeq lists its product as uncharacterized. The record is from RefSeq and is a predicted model, not a curated record. Bases 1 to 945 code for a protein of 314 amino acids. NCBI's taxonomy places the organism in Eukaryota, Fungi, Ascomycota, Eurotiomycetes, Eurotiales, Aspergillaceae. The transcript has a single exon.